Coccomyxa subellipsoidea C-169 is the source of this 1035-nucleotide messenger RNA. Its product is annotated as UPF0029-domain-containing protein. The transcript is spliced from 7 exons. Gene Ontology annotation, biological process: regulation of translational initiation. Gene Ontology annotation, molecular function: protein binding. The record is from RefSeq and is a predicted model, not a curated record. The coding region runs from base 24 to 905 and encodes 293 amino acids. Gene Ontology annotation, cellular component: cytoplasm. Lineage: Eukaryota; Viridiplantae; Chlorophyta; Trebouxiophyceae; Coccomyxaceae.
UUCAGAAGUCAGCACUGCGAUUGAUGUCGUUUGCGACAAGCCAAGAGAAUAGGCAGCAACAACAGGAAGAGGUCUUUGCCCUUCAGGCCAUUUUUGGAGAUAGCUGCGAAGUCCUUUCUGAAGAACGUCUGCAGGUCCACGUCCCAGACAAGGACAAUCCCCACAAAUUGACUCUGCGGGUUCACUUCCCAGAGACCUAUCCCUCCAGUGCAGCGCCUGUCUUUGAGCUGUAUGGUGGCUGUGCAUCUGACGAUGAGCGUCGGGUGGCAGCGCAAGAGCUGGAAAGGAUGUUUGAGCCAGGAGAGGUGGUACUGUAUUCAUGGGCAUCAAAAUUGCUAGAGCAGCCACACCUGUGGGAAGCUCCGCCGGUUGAAGAGACACCCGCUAAGGCAGAGAAAGAGCCAGACUGGCGUCAAGCAGCAGCUCGCGCAAGGGAAGCUGCAGAAUAUGCUGAGGCGGAGAGGCGAGCGCAGGAGACUUGGGACAUCAUCAAGAGUGCGGAGCCUUUCACAGAACGCAAAUCCACGUUCCAGGCGCACCUGGCCCCUGUAAGGUCAAUGCAUGAUGUGGAAGCUGUGAUGUCUGCCCUACUCACCAACAACAAAGUCCAGCGCGCCACUCACAAUAUCAUGGCAUACCGGAUACAUGUGCCCGACAGCAACACCCACCUGCAGGACUUUGAUGAUGAUGGUGAGAGCGCAGCGGGGAGCCGCUUGUUGAAGCUGCUGACGAUUGUGGGAGCUGAGAAUGUGAUAGUGGUGGUGUCUCGCUGGUUUGGGGGAGUCCUGUUGGGUCCUUCCCGCUUCACGCACAUCAACAAUGCUGCACGAGCAAUCCUGGACGACUUUGGGUACAUCAAGAAGGUGGAUGGCAAGGGCACAGGGCGUGCUAAGCGGGCUAUGUAGCCCUGUCAAGUCACAUCCUUUGUGCUCUCCGCUGUUGACAAUGCAUGUCUCUGAAUAUUGGGAUGUGAGUAUUCUAAAUGGAGCAAGCCCUUCAAAUGAUGUUGCAACAUUAGUUUAAUCAUGGUAGUGC